Molecule: messenger RNA, 558 nt
Organism: Auxenochlorella protothecoides
Lineage: Eukaryota; Viridiplantae; Chlorophyta; Trebouxiophyceae; Chlorellales; Chlorellaceae
Exons: 1
Coding region: 1-558 (185 amino acids)
Source: RefSeq, a predicted model, not a curated record
AUGCACACGGCGUUUACCGCGCGAGUAGUGGCCAUCCCCCUCCCCCGCCCCUUCCGCUGUGCCGGCCCUGGGCCCCGCUCCCGGGCUCGUGGCGGACUGCUUCGCGGCUCGGACAAGCGAAUAGAGGUACCUGAGUCUGUGAGGCCCCAAUGGGACGCCUGCGCCGAGGCUCUGGAGGUCCUGGGACUGGAGCGUAAGGAUGCCGACAAGGCGAUUGGCUCCGCUUUCGGCUGGGGCAAGAAGAAGAAAUACUGGCAGGGAGCCAAGCAGGACGAAGUCCCAGAUGUGCAGCGAUUGGCAGAGGCACUAGAGUUCCUUUCGUCGGUCGGUAUUGCCGCUCCAGAAGAUCAGGGGAAAGUGGUCAAGGACUUCCCCCAGGUGCUGGGGCUGAGUCCUGAUCUGAUGCAGCACAACGUCAACAAGCUGAAGCAGGCGUACCGAAUGAAGGGCUCCGUGCUGGCGUCCUCUGUGAAGAGGAAACCCAAAGUGCUAGGGGCCAUCACCGAUUGCGAGGGCGACUGUGAAGGCAACUGCUCGCGCUGCUUUGCCCAAUUUUGA